ACUGCAACUAGACCAGGUCACAAACAAGAGAAAAGUGCUAAUUUCACAAUAAAAAAAACUUAAACUGAAAAUUAAAAAAAAAAAACUUCUGUAAUCAUGAAGAUGUUUACGACUGUUGCGACUUUCAUUUUCUUAGCUUUAAUGCAUCAAACUAUGGCGGGACCAGUAGAAGUGGAAAAAUCCAAAUCUACCUCAGAGAACCCUGAUGAUAUGAAUACUUCUGAAACUUUUGGUUAUGGUUAUUACCAGCCCGGCUUUUAUGCCGCUGCCCCUGCUGUCCCUUUAGCUGCUGUUGAACCUUAUCAUGCUGCAACUUAUUCAGCAGUCGAUUCAUAUCCUGUCGUUAGUGCUCCUUUGCCUACUAAAACUACGGUGCGCACCUUUGCUGGUAAUGGCCGCUCAGCUUAUGGCUAUGGCAGUGAUAGCGGUUAUAAAUAUGGAAGUGGUUUUGACCGUCGUUGGGGCUAUGGUUCUGGCGCUGCAGCACGUGGCACCCUUACUAAUGAAGUGUACCGUCGUCACCCCGUCUAUGUUGCUUGGGGUUAAUUUAAUUUUCAUUGACUUGAAUCACUGUGAAAAAUUACCAAUUGAUACAGAUACGAAAAUAGUGUGGCUCUUACCUUAAUAA
Molecule: messenger RNA, 628 nt
Organism: Stomoxys calcitrans (stable fly)
Lineage: Eukaryota; Metazoa; Arthropoda; Insecta; Diptera; Muscidae
Exons: 3
Coding region: 97-546 (149 amino acids)
Source: RefSeq, a predicted model, not a curated record